CGAGUUUCAGCUUGAUGGACAGCACCAUCAACACCACCUCCUCUUCCUCCUCCUCCUCUCUACUGAAGCCCAGGUACUCCCUGCCUGGGUCUGGACUGAGCAGCAUUUCCCCUGCCUGAGCAGCCGUGGGAAAAACCCCCCUUCUUUUCUCCUGUCGCCGCCGAUGGCUGGGAAGGGGGACAGCUGGAAACCUCUCCUUCUCUUCAUCUGGGAGAGGCAGCAAAUGCCAGCGAAGUAAGGGAGAUGUCAACAAACCUGAGUGCCAAUGGCUCCUCCCCCCAAGUGCUCGUGGAGGAAAACUCCGUGCAGGACAGCAUAAAGGUUAUCACAGGGGUGAUAUUUAGCUUUAUCUUCCUGGCUGGUGUGACUGGGAAUGGGGUCGUCCUGUGGGUCACCGGGUUGAAGCUGCGAUGGACCUCCAACACCGUCUGGUUCUUCAAUCUGGCCUUAGCCGACCUAGCGUCCACCUCCCUCAUCUUUGUCACGGUACUCAACUUGGCGCUUGACCUGCAUUGGCCUUUUGGCUCCGUGGCUUGCAAAGUGGCCAAUUGCCUCUUCGGGCUGAGUGUAUGCAGCGGCGUGUUGCUCCUGAGCUCCAUCAGCGUGGAUCGUUGCGUCUUGGUGGUGGCUCCCGUCUGGUGCCAGAACUACCGCACGCCUCGGCUCACCUGGGCAGCUUGCGGAUUCCUUUGGCUGCUGUCCUUGGCGUUCUUCGUCCCCAGCUCCUACUUCUUCACCCAGGUCUCCGUGGAUAACAACAACCGGAGCUCUUGCAACAACCUGGAUAUCUUUCAGGACUGGCAACAAGCCGAAGUCCUCACCAUUUGCAUUUUCCUCUAUCAAUUCCUCCUCCCCUUGCUGGUGAUCUCCAUUUCCUACACAAUCCUGGUGGUGACCAUGACCAAGAAGAAGCUGAACAAAUCCAGCAAACCCUUCUUGGUAGUCACCAGGGUAGUCUUCUGUUUUUUCCUCUGUUGGCUCCCUUAUCAUGCUUUGGCUCUGGCCAGGAUCUCGAUGGAUCGCGUGCCCGAGAGCAUGCGGCUGGUGGCCAUUCCCCUCUCCAAAUGCCUGGCCAUGUUCAACAGUUGCAUCAACCCCUUGCUUUACGUCUUCGUAGGGCAGGAAUUCCAGGAUGCCGUCAGGAGAUCCUUGCUGCAGGUCUUCAAGACCGCUUUCGAGGAAGCGCCUCUGGGCGCCAACCUCUGAGAGAAGUCAACCAGAAAAGCUGGUCUCUCAGGGUUUCCCUGGCAAAAGAGGGCAUUCUCAAACUAGGAGUGGGAGGGACAGAGAGACAAGGACUAAAAACUAGGAUGGAAGUGAAAAUGAUGAGUUAAUUAGCGCAUUACCUUGGUGUAAUGGAAGCAUAGAAUUGCUGAAUGUGCAUAACCGGUCCAGCUGUGGAUCUCUCCACUUUUAUCCAUGCUGGCUCCCUCCAUUUCCUUACCUGCGUCUACUCAAACUUCAGUCCCCAUUGAGCUCAGUGGGGUGGGGGAUGGGGGGGUACACUUCAGUGGAAAAGAUUGCCGCCUUACUUAAGCUAGUACAGUUCUGCAUCCGGUGUGCUGUUUAUCGGCUCAACCGCUCCGUUUUUUUUCAACUCGCAGCAGCUUGUGGAGAAGCAAUCCUGCUUAUAGGUGUUCGGAUGCUCUCCUCUCCAAAUGUUUUUGGGUCACAGACUCCCUGGGAAAGUGGG
Messenger RNA from Pantherophis guttatus, 1693 nucleotides. RefSeq names its product C3a anaphylatoxin chemotactic receptor-like. Gene Ontology annotation, molecular function: complement receptor activity; N-formyl peptide receptor activity. Lineage: Eukaryota; Metazoa; Chordata; Lepidosauria; Squamata; Colubridae. The record is from RefSeq and is a predicted model, not a curated record. Gene Ontology annotation, biological process: complement receptor mediated signaling pathway; positive regulation of cytosolic calcium ion concentration; phospholipase C-activating G protein-coupled receptor signaling pathway. Gene Ontology annotation, cellular component: plasma membrane.